AUGAAGCGCAAGGCGGCGACGAAGGGUGCCAAGGCGACCAAGCGCCAUGCGAAGGACGCCAUCGCGAGCGACGUAUUGACCCUUGUCGCCGACGCCGCCACCGACACCUACCCGAUGCUGGACGCAGAUGCCAUCCUCGCCAAGCUCGUGCACCCGAUGACGACGGACGCCUUUAUGACGACGCACUUCCGCCAGAAGGCCCUCGCUGUGCACACGUCGCCGGCUCGCUUUGACCAGCUUGUUGUGUCGGGCCUGUGCAACUUGGACGUGAAGGCGCUCCUCGAGAAGAUCGAGGCGGUCAAGGAUGGGACUGUCAAGCAGGCGCUCGUGCUUCACCGCGCCGGCCACUCGCUCUACAUGCGGUCGUCAGAGGCGCUCAGCGCGCUCUUGAUUCCGGCGCUCGCCAAGGAACUCGGCAUGGGCUUUACCACGACGUCGCUCUUUGGCGAACUCAACGGCGAAAUUGAAAUCGUUUGCGGCAAGGCGGGCCACACGACUGAUUGGCGCUUUGACUUGAUGGAGAACUUUACCGUCCAGCUCGCCGGCUCCCAGACGUGGAAGCUACAGAAAGGGACAGUGCCGCAUCCCGUACUGCACUACAAGACGCAGGACGCGGUCGAGCAGGAGCUCAAAGUGCACUGGAUGACGGACCCGACCUUUGCCGACGCGCCUCCCCUCGACGGUGGCGACGACUACGUCAGCGUCACACUCCGCCCGGGCUCGAUGCUGUACGUUCCUAGUGGCAUGUGGCACCGCGUCGAGUGUGCGGACGACGAGGACUCGAUCUCGAUGAACUUGAGCAUGUUCUCGACGCCGUACGCCGACGCUGUCCGCCAGCUCCUGUUGCAGACGGCAGCAGGUCGGGCUGGUGUCAACUACGAGUCGAUUGAGGACGCCCACGCGCAGCUCGCGACCGUGCUGGAGACGCUCCGGACGCAGCUGCAGUCGAUCAAACCCGCCGACAUUUGCCCGCGACGCCUCUUGGUGCACGGUCGGGACGGCCAGCUAGCGGUCACCGACGAGGUCGACCACGAUCAUGAGCACGAGCAUGAGCAUGGCAGUUGCCAAGAUCAUGACCACGACCAUGACCAUGCGGACGACAACGAGAGUGACGACGACAGCGCGUCGACGGUGCUCGAUGCGUGUGACGCGCAGCUCGUCAAGGAUCCGUCCGUGACGAUCGCGGGGAGCGCGCGCUUCCGCUUGAACCCACUGGCCAAUUUCCUCGCGUUCCGCGACGUGCCGUCCAUCCGUGCGCGCAUGGACCACGACGUGGACCGCCUCUAUGUCCUCAACGUCGGCGAGUCGCAGGUCGACGCGCUGAGAACGCUGCGAUCAAAAGCGACGAGCGCACAGUUUACGCUGCGGGACAUUGCAAGAACGCCGACGCGCGACGUGGAAGGGCUCGUCCGUUUCCUGGCCCACGUCGGCUUUCUCACACGGCUUGACGCGGACGAGGUCGGGGUCGAGCCCUUGCACGGCAUGGCCAACGCCAAAGAGAAAGGCUUCAAGCAAGGCCGCUGCCGUGUGUGCAAGGCGCGAGGAUCGGCACAGACCGGUGGGCGCAAGCACCAAACGUACUCCUACUGCCCAAAGUGCACGGAAGACAACCAAGGCAAGAUCUUCUACCUGUGCAAGGACGUGCACUUCAGCGACCAGCCGAUUGAUAGGCGACAGUACAGCUGCCACGACUUGUGGCACUACGUCUGGAAGUUCCAGGUCCCAACGUGAUGGCUUGGACGGUCCGUUGCGAACGCACCAACCUUUAUAUAUGGAAUAUUCUC
Molecule: messenger RNA, 1784 nt
Organism: Saprolegnia parasitica CBS 223.65
Lineage: Eukaryota; Oomycota; Saprolegniomycetes; Saprolegniales; Saprolegniaceae
Exons: 5
Coding region: 1-1731 (576 amino acids)
Molecular function (GO): 2-oxoglutarate-dependent dioxygenase activity
Source: RefSeq, a predicted model, not a curated record